Verticillium alfalfae VaMs.102 is the source of this 570-nucleotide messenger RNA. Its product is annotated as trafficking protein particle complex subunit 3. The record is from RefSeq and is a predicted model, not a curated record. Gene Ontology annotation, cellular component: TRAPP complex; cytosol; cis-Golgi network membrane. Lineage: Eukaryota; Fungi; Ascomycota; Sordariomycetes; Glomerellales; Plectosphaerellaceae. The transcript has 3 exons. Gene Ontology annotation, biological process: intra-Golgi vesicle-mediated transport; endoplasmic reticulum to Golgi vesicle-mediated transport. Bases 1 to 570 code for a protein of 189 amino acids.
AUGUCCGCAAACAAGGCUACUCGGCUCGGUGAGGAGACUCGAGUCGACAAAGUCAACGCCGAGCUUGUUACACUCACUUACGGUACCAUAGUUGCCCAGCUGUGCAAGGACUUCGACAGUGAUUAUGUCGAGGUCAACAAGCAGCUAGAUAAAAUGGGCUAUAACAUUGGGUUGCGCCUGAUCGAGGACUACCUAGCAAAAUCAAACACUAUGAAGAGAUGUUCCAAUUUUCGAGAGACUGCGGAUGCGAUUGCGAGAGUUGGAUUCAAAAUCUUCCUCAAUAUCACACCGCAAGUUACCAAUUGGACGACAGACAACAAACAGUUCUCCCUCGUGUUUGAUGAGAACCCCCUAGCCGACUUUGUCGAGCUGCCAGAUGACGCUCGGGCACAGGAUGAGCUUUGGUAUUCCAACCUAUUUUGCGGAGUACUUCGAGGGGCACUUGAAAUGGUGCAGAUACAAGUCGAGGCCCACUUCAUCAGCGAUGUACUUCGGGGUAACGAUACAACGGAAAUGAGGGUUUCGUUGAUACGAUAUAUUGACGAUGAACUGCCCCCGGAGGACGAUUGA